CUAGCAGAGGAGAGAGAAAAUUCGAGGAGAGAGAAAAUAUUGAUCCAUAUAUAUAAAAACCCUCCACCGAAACAAAAACCCAGAAAAAAUUAAAAAUCAGAGAGAGAGAAGAGAGAGAAAGUAGAGAGAGAAAAAUGGGAGAUUCUAGCGAUUCUAUUUCUGUUCAUAUUGAACCAAUCUCCAUUGAUAACAAGGAAUUUUAUGUAAAAACGGGUUCCGGUCCAGUGUCGGUAGCUGUUUAUGGUGAUCAAGAUAAGCCAGCUCUUAUUACCUACCCAGAUUUAGCUCUAAAUUAUGCAUCCUGUUUUCAAGGAUUAUUCAUGUGUCCUGAGGCAUUAUCGUUGCUGCUUCACAACUUUUGCAUAUACCACAUCAGCCCUCCUGGCCAUGAGUGGGGAGCUGCUGCAAUCAAUCAUGUUACUUCCGCACCUUCGGUGGAGGAUUUAGCUGACCAGAUAGUUGAUGUUCUUGACUAUUUCGGACUUGGCGAAGUUAUGUGCAUGGGUGUGACUGCUGGAGCAUACAUUUUAACUUUGUUUGCUACAAAAUAUAAGCAGCGUGUUCUUGGUCUGAUACUAAUCUCUCCUCUAUGCAGAGCACCUUCUUGGACAGAAUGGUUGUACAAUAAGGUGAUGUCAAAUCUGCUUUACUUCUAUGGCAUGUGUAGUGUUGUAAAAGAGAUGUUGCUCAAACGGUACUUCAGUAAGCAGGAACUUCGGGGUAAUUCUCUUGUACCAGAAUCAGACUUAGUUCAGGCAUGUCGAAAAUGGCUGGAUGAUAGAGAUGGUACUAAUGUCAUGCAUAUUCUGGAAGCAAUUAACAGGAGGCCUGACAUAAGUGAAGGACUGAAGAAACUACGAUGCCGUUCACUAAUUGUUGUUGGAGAGGACUCAUCUUUCCAUUCGGAAGCAGUACACAUGGCCACAAAACUAGAUAGAAGAUUUAGUGCUUUAGUGGAGGUUCAGGCAUGCGGGUCUUUGGUUACAGAGGAGCAACCACAUGCCAUGUUAAUCCCUUUAGAGUAUUUUCUUAUGGGCUACGGUUUCUACAGGCAAUCGUACAUGAGUUUGAGCCCGAGAAGUCCAUUAAGUCCGUCUUGCAUUUCCCCGGAGCUGCUAUCUCCGGAAAGUAUGGGUUUAAAGUUAAAGCCCAUCAAAACUCGCAUCUCACUAGAGGUAUAGUUGGAGGAGUUGUUGUAAACGUUAUUUAUAUUCGUUGUAAGGAGCCAUGUUAGUUUUUUGUUUGGUUAGAAAUGAAGGUGAGGAGGUGGUACAGGAGCAAGGAGGGGCUGUAGAUAAGAAAGAAGAAGAUAAAUAUAAACUAUAGAAGACAGGACAGGCAUUAAAAUUAGUCUGGAAAGGUUAAGAGAUUUAUUAUUUGUUAAUUUUGUAAUCAUAGAUUUGAUGGGGAGUUGAGUUGUGUGUAAAUCUUUGGAAUAAUCAUUAUGUUUACUGAAAGAAAUAAUAAUAAGUGCAAUUCUUUUGGCCUUUGGGGAA
Molecule: messenger RNA, 1496 nt
Organism: Beta vulgaris subsp. vulgaris (sugar beet)
Lineage: Eukaryota; Viridiplantae; Streptophyta; Magnoliopsida; Caryophyllales; Amaranthaceae
Product: protein NDL1
Exons: 11
Coding region: 135-1181 (348 amino acids)
Source: RefSeq, a predicted model, not a curated record